This is a messenger RNA of Manduca sexta (tobacco hornworm), 941 nucleotides long. Its product is annotated as poly(rC)-binding protein 3-like. Gene Ontology annotation, cellular component: nucleus; cytoplasm. The record is from RefSeq and is a predicted model, not a curated record. Gene Ontology annotation, molecular function: mRNA binding. Lineage: Eukaryota; Metazoa; Arthropoda; Insecta; Lepidoptera; Sphingidae. Gene Ontology annotation, biological process: regulation of RNA metabolic process; regulation of gene expression.
AGAUUCGUAAAGGGGAAAAUUAAUAGCUUCUGAUCCCGGCAUACAGGAUAUAAAUCACUUUCGUAACAUCUUACCCUGCCUGCAGUGCGUGCCAAGAGCCCCAGAGUCCCAGCCAUUAGAUUGCGUGGAGUGUUCCCUGUGUCCGCCCACACGUAGCCCUGUACGCAGCCAACAUUCCGCGCGACACGACGGACACAUCCUCCAGCAUGGACCUGGAGAACCCCACUCUCCACGAUGAAGACUCCAAAGUUACCCUCACUAUCAGACUGAUUAUGCAGGGGAAGGAAGUUGGCAGCAUUAUUGGUAAAAAAGGAGAAAUUGUCAAGAGAUUUAGAGAAGAGUCUGGAGCAAAGAUUAAUAUAUCUGAUGGAUCAUGCCCCAGUCGCAUUGUCACUGUCACUGGCAACACAAGUGCAAUAUUCAAAGCUUUUACACUCAUUUGCAAGAAGUUUGAAGAGUGGUGCUCGCAGUUCAACGAGGGCGGCGGCGGCGGGUCGCGCGCGCCCAUCACGCUGCGGCUCAUCGUGCCCGCCUCGCAGUGCGGCUCGCUCAUCGGCAAGGGCGGCUCCAAGAUCAAGGAGAUCCGCGACGUCACCGGAGCCAAUAUACAGGUUGCAAGUGAAAUGCUUCCAAAUUCAACAGAACGAGCAGUGACAAUCAGUGGAACCUGUGAUGCGAUCACACAAUGCAUUUAUCACAUCUGCUGCGUCAUGUUAGAGAGCCCACCAAAAGGAGCAACAAUUCCAUACCGACCAAAGCCAAACGUUGCUGGCCCAGUAAUCCUUGCAGGAGGACAAGCUUACACUAUCCAGGGCAACUAUGCAGUGCCAGCGCAAGAUGCGGUGUGCGCGCCCGUGUUCCCGGUGGUGGAGGUGAAGCCGCCGCUCGGCGCAUGCCGCCGCUCGUGGGCGCUGCCGCCGCCGCUGCACGACCACCACCUC